CGCUGCGUAUACCGCCUAAUUAUAAACCAGGCUGGUGCCUCUAUGUGGUGCUGAAAAUAUUAAAAAAAUUAUUAGGCAUCAGUGUAACCAAUUGUUUGUCCGUAUAUAUCAUUCUUUGUCCAGUUCCGAUACCAAAUUCGCCGAUGUUGCAUCCAUUAUGCCAGCCGCUGUUUCUUCAAUCUUGCACUUCAUGACCCACGCAGUCAACCAUUCCAUUUAUAGCUCAUCAUCCUUCUCGCAGUUCUUCACCUCGUAAUCAACAGUCUUGUUGCCCUGCCCCAUAAUCUUGGGCUUAAAGUCGAGGUACACCAGCUCGUCCUUCUUGGGCUUCCACUCGCCAUUGGUAUCCCGAUAGUAGACAAUCUCGCCGCUGCCCACGUCGCGAACCUCCACGGUGGUAUGAGAAAGCGCGCCGUUAGUCGACCACUCGAGCUUGUAGCAGCCGUCAACCUUAACAGGGAAAGGCUUGGAGCACCGGGUGUUUCCGUCCUUGUCGAUGCACUUCUCCACGGCAAAGUCGAGCACGCUGCCUUUGAUGACGGUGUCACCGCCUAAAGAGUUGUAAGCAGUUGAUGGAAGACAGUGUUAGAGAGGGAGCUCACUUAGUGUGGCGCUAGCAAGGGCCAGGCUUGCAGUAGCCAGCUUCUGAACGUCGGGAAUAUGCAUGGUGAUGGUGGGUUGAUGGAAGGAUUCAGGUGUCGUUUCGCUGUUCUUUCAAUAAUCAACAACAGUUACAAGAGAGAUUCAGUUCUGUAUGGAAACAGAGUGUCAAGACAAAGAUGUAGAACCGCAGUCCUUUUAAACAAAUCGAUCAACCUUCAUACCCACAUCAUCGAUGACGUUUCCACAUGGAGCGUUUAGUCCGUUCCUGGUAACACCUGUUUUGAGUAAAGUAAGACACCGCAGCAAAUGCCAGUCGUUUUGACGUCAGUAUGUCGCAUCAAUUGGU
Trichoderma atroviride IMI 206040 is the source of this 949-nucleotide messenger RNA. NCBI's taxonomy places the organism in Eukaryota, Fungi, Ascomycota, Sordariomycetes, Hypocreales, Hypocreaceae. The record is from RefSeq and is a predicted model, not a curated record.